GUCUGAUUGGAGAGGCACCCUACUAUUAAUAUUGCCACGGAAAGAAUAAACUUUGCAAAUAAAUAAAAAGGUUAUUAGUAGAGUUUCGUAGAUUGCAGUCGAUUUUAUUGAAAUAAAGAUAGCAAAAUGGGUUCAAGUAAGCGACAUAAGACUGACAAAAGUCGUGAUACAAAAAAGAAACGACAUAGAAGUCGUUCUCGUUCAUAUUCUCCAGAAAAAGACAGAUCAGAUAAACAUAGGCAUCAUAAGAAACACAAGAAGAAAGAUCGCAAAGACUAUGAUAGCGAUGUGGAGAUUGUGGAAACACCACCACCGCCACCACCAAAGAUAUCCAGAAUCCACCAACAUGUAUCUCCUCCCUCACCUGAAGUUCUGGGCAGAGAUAGGCAUUCUCAUCACAAGGAUGAAAGAGUAAGUAAACACAAAAAGUCUCCUUCUCCCGUAAAUAGUGGACAAUCUGUGACAUCACUUUCUAUUGAAGAAACAAAUAAACUCAGAGCAAAGUUAGGUUUGAAACCAUUGGAAGUAGAAACAGGUCCUAAGGAAGGUUCAGAUCUUUAUAAAGAUGAUUUGGGCGAAUUUCACCAUAAGCCUGCUGUUAAUAUCAGCGAAAAAGCAAAAACAGAAAAGCUUAAAGAAAAGCUUAAGAUGAUGAAGCAGAAGAGAGAAAUUGAAUCAUCAUUGGCUGCUAUAAGAACAUUGGGUGACAGUGAUUCAGAGGAGGAUGCUUCAGAAUGGGUCAGGAAAAAUAGAAAAAUUGAAGAAGAAAAGAAAAAAGCUGCAGAAAGAGCAAAGUUAUUAGAUCAAAUGGAUGAAGAAUUUGGAUUAGACAAUAUAGUUAAAGAAGAUGUUCACAACGAAAUGAAAAAAGCAUAUACUGAAAAAAACCUUAAAGGACUUAGAGUAGAACAUCAUUUGGAUAACUUUCAAGAAGGAAGUCAAGUUAUACUAACAUUAAAAGAUAAAGAAGUGUUGGCAGAAGAUGAUGAUGUUCUAGUUAAUGUAAAUAUGUUAGAUGAUGAGCGUUAUAAAAAAAGCAAUUUAAUCAAGUCUAAGAAACCUGGAUAUGAUGCAUAUGAUGACAGUAAUUUCGAUGAAUUUGGAAUGUCUAAAAGUAAAGUUUUAGAAAAAUAUGAUGAAGAAAUAGAAGGAGAAAAACGUGACAGUUUCAAAAUUGGUCUGGUCAAUAUUAAAGCAGAAAAAGAGAGAAAAUCUGAAAUUAUAAAGAACCGUCUUGCUAACAAACGUUUAGAGACGUUGCAACUAGCAGAUCCAAAAAUUGCUAGUGAAUAUUAUAAUGAAGAGGAACUGACCAAGUUCAAGAAACCAAAGAAGAAGAUCCGAAAAAUUCGAAAGAAAGACAAAAUGUUGAAAGCAGAUGACCUGUUGAACAGCAAUGAUUAUUUAAGUGACUUAGGCAGCAGGAGAAGGAAAAGAGAAGAGAUCAAAGAGGAGCCAAAUGAUUAUUUGGAUGUUGAUGACCUAGGAGCUCCAAAAGAAGAUUUAAGUGGUAUGAAACUAGAAUAUGACGAUCGUGAUUUGGAUCGCAAAAUAAAGCAGAAGGCACAGAAAUUGAAGGGACCAAUCACAACAUUAAAACCUGAAAAAAUGACUUUAAGAAUCAAACAGGAGGUAGAUAAUUCAAUGGAAACUGAAGUUAGCGGAAGUAAUAUUGUAUUAAAUUCAACAGCUGAAUUUUGUAGAACACUUGGAGACAUUCCAACAUAUGGUCAAGCUGGCAAUCGAGAAGAAAAUACUCAAGAAUUUAUGGAUCUUGAAAUGGAUGAGGUGAAACACGAACCUGUAGAUGAUGACGAAGUUAUGAACGGUAGAGGCACUUGGAAUACAGUUGACAUGGAAAAAAUAUCGAUAGAGCCUUCUGCUGCAGAAGCUGCCAUUUUGGAUGCUGAACCUUCACUUGAUCAAGGGGUUGGUGGAGCACUGAAAUUGGCUAUGAGUAAAGGUUACUUGCAAAAAGAGGAUUCAAAUCGACCUUCAGCUUCUAGAUUUGCUCAUCUUAAAGCUCAAAAUUACUCGAUCGAAGACAAAACGUAUGGAGAUGAUGACAAAUUCAACAGGAGAGACAGAUUUAAUGGACCAACUUUAGACUUUAAAGAAAAGGAUGGAUUUAGACCAAAUGUUAAAUUGGAAUACAUUGAUGAUGAAGGACACGUACUUAAUGAAAAAGAAGCCUUUAGAUAUUUAUCACAUAAAUUUCAUGGUAAAGGCCCAGGAAAGAAUAAGGUUGAAAAGAGAAUGAAGAAAUCGGAACAAGAAAGUUUAAUGAAAAGAAUGUCUUCAACAGAUACACCUCUGGGUACUUUAACACUUUUGCAGGCAAAACAAAAAGAAACGCAAUCACCAUUCAUUGUUUUGAGUGGUAGUAAACAAAUGCAAACAGCUAGUAUUUCUAAAACGAAGAACUAGAGAUGUACAUAUUCAAGGGAAAAAUUUAUGAACCAUAAAUUUACACGUUGACGAAAACAAUUACGAAACUAUAGACGUUAUGUCAUGAUUGAAAAUGCAUCAGUAAAUUUUAUUUAAAAAUAAACUAGUUCAAAUUAUUGCAUAAUUUUUAUUUUUACAUUGCUCUAUUCACUCAUUUUGCUGCCAGUUGUUGCAAUGUAUUAAUAAACGAGAAAAGUGACAAGCACUUUAAAUUUGUGAUAUAUUACACUAUACCAUUUAUCCGUUAUUUCAAAGAACAUGAAAAACUAAAUUAUAUUAAAACAUGUAAAACCUAAAUAAAUAAAUAU
Messenger RNA from Phymastichus coffea, 2756 nucleotides. RefSeq names its product U4/U6.U5 tri-snRNP-associated protein 1. The record is from RefSeq and is a predicted model, not a curated record. The coding region runs from base 127 to 2427 and encodes 766 amino acids. NCBI's taxonomy places the organism in Eukaryota, Metazoa, Arthropoda, Insecta, Hymenoptera, Eulophidae. Gene Ontology annotation, cellular component: U4/U6 x U5 tri-snRNP complex. Gene Ontology annotation, biological process: mRNA cis splicing, via spliceosome; maturation of 5S rRNA. The transcript has 11 exons.